Molecule: messenger RNA, 2926 nt
Organism: Arachis ipaensis
Lineage: Eukaryota; Viridiplantae; Streptophyta; Magnoliopsida; Fabales; Fabaceae
Gene: EXO70D1
Product: exocyst subunit exo70 family protein D1
Biological process (GO): exocytosis
Cellular component (GO): exocyst
Molecular function (GO): phosphatidylinositol-4,5-bisphosphate binding
Source: RefSeq, a predicted model, not a curated record
UAAAAUGUCAAAAUGAAGAGAACAUGUCCCGAAACGCAAGUGUUACAUAGCACAAUACAAAUCCCAAACCCAAACUCCAAACUCAGCUGCUUUCCUUUUCCUCAUUCAGUCUUCUAUCCUGUCAAAGACGCCAACUUUGGCGCAGUCUCCCUCACUUCCACAUUCAGACAAAAACUCUCCACAGCCACCAUCGCCUCUCUCUCCUCUUUCCUUUUCCUCUUUACCUUUCCCAAAUAAUAGCCCUAAAAAUCCAACUAGUAUCUUCCACCCCUUUCCCCUUUUCUUUAUUUCUCUACCUUUAUCAAUUUUCAGAUUCUCCUCCACUCUCCAACUCUCCUUAGUUUUCUCACUUUCUGUUUCUCUCUGUCUUUCUUUUAACCAAUCACUACUGCUUACUUAUAACACACCCUCGAAUCAUGGAGUCGCCGGAAACAUUACCGUUUGAGACGGCGGAGAAGAUCAUCCUCCGGUGGGACUCGACUGCGUCGGAGGAAGCAAGGGAGAAGAUGAUCUUCGACGGUGACCGCCAGGAGGUGGAUCGUUACCUCCAGGCCGUGGAUGAAAUCCAACGGUCCAUGUCCUCCGCCUCUAUCUCCGACGACCCGAAGGUCAACUGUGCCCUCCAGAUCGCUAUGGCUCGCCUGGAGGACGAGUUCCGCAACAUCCUCAUCUCCCACACCAACCCCAUCGAAGCCGAUUCACUCAUAGACCCCACUUCCCUCCAUUUUACCACCCCAGAAGACGAAGAAGACCAUGACCAACAACAACAACAACAACAACAACAAGACACAGCUGCUGAUUCUUCCUCAUCGUCCUCCUUUUCCUCAGCUUCAAAGCAACGCCAUCUCAACGACGGAGACAGCAGCGAGGCCGAUGGCUGCGCUAAUCUCUUCCGCUUCAACAGCGGCGACGGUGCUUCCAGCGUGAACAGCAGCUACCGCUCCACUAGCAGCAUCCGGGAGAUCGAUCUGAUACCCUCGGAAGCAGUCUACGACCUCCGCAGCAUCGCGGAGAGGAUGAUCUCGUCCGGCUACCUCCGCGAGUGUAUUCAGGUGUACGGCAGCGUGAGGAAGUCCGCCGUGGACGCCAGUUUCCGGAGGCUUGGGAUCGAGAAGCUGAGCAUAGGCGACGUUCAGCGGCUGGAAUGGGAGCAACUUGAAGCCAAGAUCAGGCGCUGGAUAAGGGCCGCCAAGGUGUGUGUGAGGACUCUCUUCGCCAGCGAGAAGAAACUUUGCGAACAAAUCUUCGAUGGCGUGGGCACCGCCAUCGACGAUGCUUGCUUCAUGGAGACAGUGAAGGGCCCCGCCAUUCAGCUCUUCAACUUCGCCGAGGCCAUUAGCAUAAGCCGGAGAUCCCCUGAGAAGCUCUUCAAGAUUCUUGACCUUCAUGAUGCUUUAAUGGACCUUAUACCGGACAUUGAUGUCGUUUUCGACUCCAAGUCCUCCGAGUCCAUUCGGAUUCAGGCCGCCGAGAUACUUUCCCGUUUGGCGGAGGCCGCCCGAGGGAUCCUCUCGGAGUUCGAGAACGCCGUGCUUCGAGAACCUUCCAAGGUCCCUGUCCCUGGUGGCACCAUUCACCCCUUGACGAGGUAUGUUAUGAACUAUAUCAGCUUGAUCUCGGAUUACAAGCAGACUUUGAACGAGCUUAUUGUGUCGAAGCCAUCCACAGGGUCUCGGUAUUCCGGUGAUCCUUCUACUCCGGACAUGGAUUUCACUGAGCUGGAGGGCAAGACCCCUCUGGCUAUCCACUUGAUUUGGAUCAUUGUGAUAUUGCAGUUCAACUUAGAUGGCAAGUCCAAGCACUAUAAAGAUGCAUCUCUUUCUCACCUCUUUAUAAUGAACAAUGUCCACUACAUUGUUCAGAAGGUGAGGGGCUCCCCUGAGUUAAGGCAAAUGAUUGGUGAUGAGUAUUUGAAGCGCCUCACCGGAAAGUUCCGCCAGGCUGCUACCAGCUACCAGAGGGCAACUUGGGUCAGGGUCUUGUAUUGUUUGAGAGAUGAGGGACUCCAUGUAAGUGGUGGCUUUUCUUCCGGCGUCUCCAGGAGUGCUUUGAGGGAAAGGUUUAAGUCCUUCAAUGCCAUGUUCGAGGAGGUUCAUAGGACUCAAGCUGUUUGGUUGAUACCAGAUUCUCAGCUCCGUGAGGAGCUCAGAAUAUCUAUAUCGGAGAAGCUGAUCCCGGCAUACCGCUCCUUUCUUGGGCGAUUCAGGAGCCAUAUAGAGAGUGGAAGGCAUCCAGAGAACUACAUUAAAUACUCUGUUGAGGACUUGGAAGAUGCUGUUUUGGAUUUUUUCGAAGGAACCCCUGUUUCGCAGCACCUGAGGAGGAGAUCUCAAUGAUGGACUGAAAAUUCUAAAUUGACUUCCACAAAUUAGAUCUUAGGACACAUUCUUUCAAUUUUUUUUUCUUUCCUUCGUGGAGCGUUCAGGUAAUUUGGGUGCACAAGUGCUUCAAGAUUUCUCAAAGAAUGGAAGAGGUGAUUCAUAAUCUCGUUCAAGUUCCUGAAUGCUGCUGCCAUGUUCUUCUGGAGAGGCUAAUGGAGCUUGCAUAGUUGGACGGACCGACUUGAAAUAUUAAAAAUCUUUAGUGACUUUUCAUGGCUUUUUUUUAAUUUUUAUUUUUAAAUAACAAUGAAGAUUGAUUUGGUUGAAUUUGUUAGCCGGAGAUUAAUAGGAAUCUAACACGGGACUAGUUUGCAAGGUUUUGAGAAUUGGCCUGGUUCCACUGAAUGACUGGAUUAUUCGGGAACUGAACAGUUGUCCGAUCCAAUCAUCAUAGGCCUCGCAAAGAAUUGGGAAAAAACAAAAAACAGUUUGAGCUGGUUGAUAACCGGUGAACCGGUUGAGUCAUCUGCGAUUUAGUCGAUUCAACUGGAUGUAAAAAAGUCCCUUAACUGAGACAAACCCUUAAAUGAGAGCAGUCUUCUUUA